Messenger RNA from Cicer arietinum (chickpea), 1698 nucleotides. Its product is annotated as cleavage stimulating factor 64-like. Gene Ontology annotation, biological process: mRNA 3'-end processing. The record is from RefSeq and is a predicted model, not a curated record. NCBI's taxonomy places the organism in Eukaryota, Viridiplantae, Streptophyta, Magnoliopsida, Fabales, Fabaceae.
CCCAGAAAAAAAGAAAAAAGUAGGUGGAAAAAAAAAACGUAAACACGCACCUCUUCAUUCAUCACUCUUUCGUUUCUUCACCCUUCUCUUCUCUGUUUGUGUUUUUUCUCUCAUCUCUCUCACUCACAAUCCGAUUCCAAUAUCCUAGAUACCCGCUUCUCUCAAUCCAAAUCCAAAUUUAAAUCGAGAAACUAAGUAGGUAAAUCGAACGGAGUUUGUUGCAUUCUUCCAAUUUUGGGCUGAGCCAUGGCCGGAAAACAGGUCAGCGGCGACGGUUUAUCGGUGAACCUUGCCGGAAUGUCGAAGAAUCAGCUCUAUGAUAUCAUAUCUCAGAUGAAGAAUUUGAUCGAACAGAACAAGCAACAAGCUAGACAAAUCCUCAUCCAAAACCCUAUGCUGACAAAAGCACUUUUCCAGGCACAAAUCAUGCUUGGAAUGGUGCAGUCACCACAAGCGGUUCCAAAAGUUCAGCCAGUGGGUCAGCAGACAAUACAGCCAAGCAUUCAGCCAGCUCCAUUAUUGCCUGGUCAAGGUGGCACGCAGGAUCAAGCAGGUGUAUCUAAAACUCAUAUUCCUCCGAGGAAACCCCAAAAUCAGCAUCCUGUUCCAGUUUCAUAUGCCGGUUUUCCUGCAACGAGUCAUCAAUCUCAUCCCGUGGCUGCACAUUCUUUGCCAAUGCCACAACAGCCUAAAGGACAUCCUACUCCCCAAGUGGCUCCGCCAUCUGUUCAACAAUCAUCACAACUUCCAAAUAUAUCUCCACCCUCUGUUCAUUCAUCUUCACAGCCACUUCAUCCGACACAAAUGCCAAUGGCCUCGAAUCAGGUGCAGCAACCAUUGCAGGCACCUGGAUUUCCACACAUGCCUCUGCAACCGCCACCUCAACUCAGACCACCUUCAGUGCAAACCUUCCACCCGCAAUAUCCCCCUCAAAUGGGUGGUAAUUUAGGUUUUCAACAUGCUGGGGCUUCCCACAAUCUUCCGCAAUCCAUGUUUCAUCCAGGUACAAAACCUCCUUCUAGUGUUGGAUCUACAUUCCCACUAGGGCAGACACCACUACCAGGUCAACAAUCGUCUCAGUCACCAUAUCAGGUUGGAAAUAUGCCAUUUGGAUCUGAUUUUGGCAAUCAAGCUGGAAAUGCAAUGCAAGUUGAUAGAGGGUCUUCUUGGAUGCCUGGUCCCUCAGAAAAUCUGGCACAGCAUGCUGGUCCUCCGGUACUACCAUCCGUGGUUUCCGGUCAGAUGGGUGCUGCUAAUCAGCCUCUUAGGCCUCCUGCGUUGACACCAGAAAUGGAGAAGGCACUGCUUCAGCAGGUCAUGAGUCUCACACCGGAGCAGAUAAAUCUUCUGCCUCCGGAACAAAGAAAUCAAGUGCUACAACUGCAACUGAUGUUGCGUAAAUGAUGCAAUAUGUAAACACAUUGUGGAAGUCCCAAUCCUUUCAAUGUGGCAUAUAUUCUUAUACUGUCGAUGUUCAAAGUGUUUGGCUGUAGUGAAUUUUUGUAGGUGAUAUAAAAAAUCGUGUAACAAAUAAGAACCAUAAUAUUCUUUUGUGGAUGUUGACUCCAAACAUUCUUAUUUCUUUCUAUUUUUUAAUUGGUGUGGGCUCCCACUUGAGGAGGGACCCACCUAACAAUACUUGUACUAGGAACUAACAUGAUACAAAUAGUCACGUGUCCAUUAUAUUUCCUUUUUCCA